Molecule: messenger RNA, 22931 nt
Organism: Coregonus sp. 'balchen'
Lineage: Eukaryota; Metazoa; Chordata; Actinopteri; Salmoniformes; Salmonidae
Source: the annotation of a GenBank genome assembly
AUGUCGGCGGUCAUCUUCCUGCCCUCCAUCCGCACGGCACAGGAGUGGUUGGGAGGGACCAGCAGCUCCACAGAGAUGGAGUGGCUGAUAGACUCCACCAUGGUGGUUCCCUCUGAGAAGCUCACCGUCUGCUCCUUGGUGAAGUCCACGGUGCCUGGGCUGAUAAUGGGCACCUUGGCCGUCAUGGUGGUGGAGCUGUUGCGGCUCUCCCUGCCAAUGUCCCAGGUCUUCUCCACAGUGCUGGUCUUCUCCAGCAAGACCUUCUUCUCCACACUGCUGCACUCCAGGUUGGUGACCCUGACAAACUGCAUGGUCUCAGGAGGGUGGUUGAACAGCUCGAUCUGGUCGAUGGCAUACUCCACGUGAGAGAUGUGCUGGCUGUAGGCGUCCCUGUUGAUGGCCAGGACCUGGUACCUCUUGUACCAGUACUCAUCGCCCUCCCAAGGCAAGAAGAAGGCUUUAUGUUGGGUCACAACCUUUCCCAGACCGUAUUUGUUCUUGCCGACGUAUAUCUCAACGCCUUGGCAGGUCUUGACAGAAUGUUGGGGGACAGCACCAUAUUCCUCCUCGAUCCACUCCACAAACUCAAAGUUGUCCACAUUGACCAGGACUUCGAACUUGGAGGAUGAAUGCUCCUUGUCAGCAUAGGGGUACUGGCAGAAACUGCCUUUGCUUGCGGUGUAGAAGCCGGCUUCGCAGUUGACUUUGCAGAUGUAGUCAUGUCGUUCGGUGUAACUGUUGUAGAUGCCCACAGCACCAUUAGGGAGGGACUGUUCCCAUUUUACCCAUUUAAGGUUGGCGUUCUCCCCAUACAUAAACAGGGAGUCUGGGAACUGGGGCUCUAGAUCUGAGGUCUCUGUCAGUGUGGAUGGACUGUGGAUGUCCAGAUCAGGGACCACAUCUUCCAGCAGAGGGUUGAGCCAGGGCUCUGUGAUGGAGUACAGAAAGCAAAGGUCAUAGGUUGCAAUGGAGUAUCUUUUGUGGAGUUGAAAUCUAACCUCUUUGGCUUCAUUCACUCAUUAUGAGUUAGUUAAGAAGAAUAUUACGAGCAACAAUUUUAGUACUCAUCACUGCAUUCUCUACCAGAAAGUUGGUUGGCCCUCUUUGAUGUCACGCAGGUUGAUACAUUUCUAUGUUUUCAUUUAUAAAGCCUUUUUACAAAAAGUCCUACUGUACCUAACAUCUUUACUAAACGUUAGACAUACGAGUUACCACACCGGGUCUCAGGGAUGGUUAACUCUGGAAAUUCCUUUGGUCUCUACUGAGUUAGGUAAAUCAGCUUUUAGUUUUCUUGCACCUUAUUUGUGGAACAAUCUUCAACAUUUUCUUAAAUUUUAUGUUUUGGUGCCUCUAGGGCAAUUCAGAAAGCUGAUUGAGGACCUUAUUACUGAUGAAUGUGUGUUUUUUUAUGACAAUGUUGUUCUUUCUGCUUGCAUUUUGUAUUUAUAUUGAUGCAUGUAUUUUCUGUCAUUUCUGUAAUUCAGGGUUCAGCUGUAAAAGAGACCUUGGUCUCAUUAUGACUCCCUGAUAAAAUAAAGGUUAAAUAAAUAAAAUAAAUACAAUUAUUUAGUUUGGUAGAGAAUAUUCAGACAACAUUUUUACACUAUGAGACCCAGUUGAAGGUUUUUGAUCAACGUGUUUGUGUAAUAGGCUGUAAUACAGGGGAGGCUGGUAGGAGGCGCUAUAGGAGGACGAGCUCAUUGUAAUGUCUGGAAUGGAAUAGCUCCUCCCACCAGCCUCCUCUGGUGUAAUAUAAUCAGACUCACUGCUAGGGUGCAUCCUGCCCCUCCUCCAGCUGAGAGGUGUAGAGCAGGGGGUCUGAGAGGAAGACUGGCCUGCAGAGUUGCAGCACUCCCAGGACGACCAGGAAAGUCAGCCUCAUCUAGGAACACACAAACACACACACACACACACACACACACACACAUCAGCUUACCUAUCUGAACUGACAUUAGCAGAGUGCUACACUGUGCAUUUUUUAGAUUCACCACCUUCAAUCUGGAAAAUGGUCAGUGUUCCUUGUUGCUGGCAUAACCACAUAGAUACCCAUGCGUUCCCCAUCUACAGUAUUUCAGACACUUCCUUGCAUAUCAAAUCAAAUCAAAUCAAAUUGUAUUGGUCACAUGUGCCGAAUACAACAGGUGCAGACAUCACAGUGAAAUGGUUACUUACAGCCCUUAACCAACAGUGCAUUUAUUUUUUACAAAAAAAGUAAAAAUAAAACAACAACAAAAAAAGUGUUGAGAGAAAAAAGAGCAGAAGUAAAAUAAAGUGACAGUAGGGAGGCUAUAUAUGCAGGGGGGUACCGUUGCAGAGUCAAUGUGCGGGGGCACCGGCUAGUUGAGGUAGUUGAAGUAAUAUGUACAUGUGGGUAGAGUUAAAGUGACUAUGCAUAAAUAAUUAACAGAGUAGCAGCAGCGUAAAAAGGAUGGGGUGGGGGGGGCAGUGCAAAUAGUCCGGGUAGCCAUGAUUAGCUGUUCAGGAGUCUUAUGGCUUGGGGGUAGAAGCUGUUGAGAAGUCUUUUGGACCUAGACUUGGCACUCCGGUACCGCUUGCCGUGCGGUAGCAGAGAGAACAGUCUAUGACUAGGGUGGCUGGAGACUAGGGUGGCUGGAGUAUUGCUGAUGGACUGAAUACAUUAAGAUGACCAUUUGUAGGGCUUGCCUAUCAUUUACUAAAGAGUUCUGAAAUCACAAAAAAACUGCCUCUCCAGCUUAGUAAAAAAUCUAACAUUCGAAAUGAGAUGGAUUGUUUUAUGUUCCAUGAAUCAGAUGCACAAUACAGUAAAUCAUGAUAUUAGUAUUCAGCACAGAGCUAACAGUAAUAUAACAUUUUAUACACAUAGGUUGAUGUAAAGAAGCUGUUUUACCUUGACAGGUUCCACCUCCAGUGGCGUGAUCUGCAGCCCCUGCAGCGUUUUAAACCUUCCUGCAGGAUAAUUGCCCCCAAUAAAGCAGCCAGCGCUACAGUGAGUGGCCCCAUGCCCAUUGGCCUAGUACUCUUACUGAAUAAGAGUCCCCUGCUGCUGCUUCCUCCCCAUUACUUUUGGUGUACAGUGCUUAUUGUUUUAGUGAUUAAAAAAGUAAAGUGAAGGACACUGCACUAAACAGAUACAACUAGAGAAAAAAACAUUCAAGAGGGAGCUGGUCAACACCUUGCCACAGAGGACAAGGGGCAGCUACACAAGGAGAGACAACACCAGGAAGGCCCAACCACCACUCACCCCUGUCCACACUGCACCAAAAUAUGUGUCUCCCGGAUCGGCCUCUACAGCCAUCUGAAUACCCACAAAUAGAAGACCCCAUUGAGGACAAUCAUACUCAACUCGAGUGAUUGCCGAUGAUGAUAAUUUGACCAUGUAGUUUUGGUGCUCUUGCAGUGGUUGUGUAAGUAAUGCACUGGGCUCAGUGUGUUCAUUUACAUAAUCAUAGGUUGAGAUGAUACCUUUCUACCCCAUUACAGCAGUAAAUAUGAGCUUUUAUAUCACUGGACAUGAUCUACCUGGAAUCACGUACAAUGUCAAAGAACAAAAACUCAUUGCAUAAGAAAGGCUUUGGUAUUGUGAUGCAAGUGAGGUUGUUCUUGGUAAGCAAAGACAAAGAACAAUGUGGUAAUAUCCUUUAGAGUCCCCCGUUAUCGAUUAUUUCAGAGACUGUCACCAUUAUCACAAUAACUAUUAACUCGCAGCAACACAGAGAUAAUAUUGUUGUCCCUGUCAGGAUGAAGGCCAAAAACAUGGAAUUGUUCUGACUGACAAAAUCUACUGAUGAUCACAAGUGUCAAGGCCAUCUCUAUGUCCUUGAACAGAUAGCUAUUAUCAAUUCCUUUAUCAUGGUAGAUUGAAAAGACUCAAUGUUCCUCUGCAGAUAAUGAAAUAGGACAGACAGUGUAAAGGUCUUUACACUGAUAGAAUCUGUCUUUGAUCAUUCAUUAUCACCCCACUUGUUGACCCAUUUAACUGUAUAUCAAUUACACAUGAAUUGCUCUUCUGGGACAAUAAAGAUCUAUUGAAUUAAAUCAUGCUAUUAUGCUCACAACUAAAUUGUGCUUCCUAAUCAAAUGAAGGAAAGGCCAUGUUUGUGCUGUGUCUGUGUAUCAGUUGACAGGACAGGAGCCAACUUUUGAGGAAAGGUAAGGUCACUGAGUUAAGGCUGUCUGAUAUUUCAGGACAGUCCGCUCUGUUCUAGAAGCUUUUUAUCUCUGUUAUCACUCUGUUUGCUUAAUCAGGUUAAUAAUCCUCAUCUUAUCUUCAAUGUAUCUUCUGGUAAGAGGAUGGGAUGAAUGAGAUGACAGGGCAAUUUUUCUUUCAAAGCUUCUACAAAAAGACUGUAAAGUAUCUGAACUAUGUCCAACGUGCAUUAUUUUGUCAUAGUGUGAUGCUGACUGUCAAGGACGAGAGAGUCAGAGAGACAAAGGGAGAGAGACAGAGAGAGAGAGACACAGAGAGAGAACGAAUACAAGAGAGAGAAAGACUGGCUUACAUUUCAGAUGAUUAUAAUAAUGAAACAAUAAUAAGAAUGUAAAGAAGUGUAAGUGACAUCUUAUCCACAUUCCUCCUCUUUCUUCUACCAUGCCAGUCCAUGACAGCUCUGAGAGCGUUAGAGUGUUGUAAUAUAAGAGUGUCAUAAAGGAGCUAUAUAAGCCCGGAGAACCAACAGGUUCACUGCUCACGAGGGGAACACUGUAAGGGUGCGUGCAUUGGCUCAUCUAUGUGUGCAUUUAGGGCACUAUUUCAGAAUCUGAAAUUAUACAGUAUGUUGCUGUUCAAUGGAGCCUACAUCAAAACUGGCAGAAACAAUGAGGAACUGGGGCUUGACUGCAAUGUCAUGUUGAUUUAAUGUGAAUUUGUGUAACACUAUAGUUAUAACUAUAGUCCGGGACAUAGUGAGGAAGAGCUCCCUGAGAAGGAAGGGUAAAUUAAAAUACAUUUGUAUACUUCUCUAAUUUGAUAUACUCCUUUUAUUCAGUCAAUCCCUGCCUUUGACCUCUUAGAAAGGAGAACAGAAAACAUUCAAAAGGUCAUUCAAUGUCAGUUGUUUCAUCACAACAACCUGGGGCGGCAGGUAGCUUAGUGGUUAAGAGCGUUGUGCCAGUAACCGGAAGGUCGCUGGUUCUAAUCCCCCGAGCCGACUAGGUGAAAAAUCUGUGGAUGUGCCCUUGAGCAAGGCACUUAACCCUAAUUGCUCCUGUAAGUCGCUCUGGAUAAGAGCAUCUGCUAAAAGAAUUUAAAUGUAAAAAAACAAGAAUAGGUGCAUAUUGAGACACUGUAUUAUUCUGUCUUCUAGUGUCCCUCUUGAACCCAGUACUGGAAGGUAGGGUCCCCCCACUGGACAGUAUAGGUCCAGUCCAGGGCCCACUGACCCCUCCUGAGUUUGAGGACGAACAGAAGUCUGCUCCAUUCAUGUUCGGGGACAAUGUCAACCUGCAGUGGCUGAGCUGGAAUGGUUCUCUCCCCACUGCAGCUGAGGGCAUCUACAACGGCUACACAGAAUGCACAGACUAUAUCUGCAAAUACAACUGCGAAGCCGGCUUCUACACUCCUAUCAAGGGGCCUUACUGCCAAUACCCAUACGGUGACAGAAAGUACUACACCCCAGAGUUCGAAAUCCUGACCAACAGUGACAACUUUGAGUUUGUGGAGUGGAAAGAGGACUCGCUCGGUGCCCAAAGACUCAGUCAGAACGUGCUCCGGAGUGGACAUCUACGUGGGGAAGAACAAGUACGGCUUGGGGAAGGUGGUCCCUCAGUUCAAGGCCUUCUUCCUGCCCUGGGAGGGUGAUGAGUACUGGUACAAGAGCUACCAGGUCCUGACCAUCAACAGGGACGACUACAGCCAGCACAUCUCCCACGUCAAGUACGGCAUCGAUGAGGUGGAAAUAUUCCACUACCCCCCCGAGACCAUGCGCCUCUCCAGUGUCACCAACAACGAGUGCCAAACUGUUGUGAAGACAGUGACCAUCUCCAAAAUGUCAGAGGUGGAGAGCACCUGGAACAUCAGACAUACCACUAUGCUGGGCAUCACCGCCGGCAUCACAGCCAAGAUCCCCCUGAUUAGCUCCGGAGGGGUGGAGUUCAGUGGGGAGAAGACCCUACAGUUCAACAGCGGCACCACCAUGGUGGAGGCCCUCAGCCACUCUGUCUGUGGAGCUCAAGGAGCCACCCAACCACUCCUGUACCGUGCUCAUGGAGGGCCGCAAGAUCACUGCAGACAUCCCCUUCACAGCCAGGCUGAGCCAUACAUACGGCAACGGAGAGACCCAGUGGACCUCUAUCUCUGGGGUGUACGAUGGGGUUCAGAUCGGAGAGAUCCAGGCCAUGGUGGACCGCUGUGAGCCUGUCGUAGACGCCAAGCCUAAUAUCAUCCAAACUAACUCUAAAUUUAAAUCUACAUACAUCUACACUCAUAAGUAUACAGUCAAGGAUAGCCAAUCAAUAAUCCAGUACCCCUAGGUCAGGGUUCUUCAAUUCCGGUCCGGAGGGCGAAACACCCUGUUUUUCAUCCUAUCCUCAAUCAGGGCUAAUCAGACUGGGACACCAGGUAGUGCAAUAACUACCAGUGUAGAAAUAAAAACAUGAAGGUGUUUCGGCCCUCCAGGAACCGGAAUUGAAGAACCAUGCCUAGGUUAUACCAACACUGAUUAAUGUGACACAAAUAGCACAUUUUACACAAGUAUGUGGUACAUUUUCACAACUCUAAGAACAAAAAUCUAAAUAAAUCAUCAAAAUGGCUUGUUCCAAAACUAAGCACAUUUUCAAUUGACUGAGUACAACCAACAAAUUCACACUUGUUCACUGCACCAAAUCACUCAUUCGAUUUGGAUACAUAUUCAAUCUAAGUAUCAGCUUUUCAAAAUGCAAUGUUCACUUUACUUUUGAUAUGAUUUUCUUGUCAUUUGUUAACAACACAAUCAACUAUCACUUAAUCAAACUGCUCAAAACUGAUAACUACUGAACCAAAAUUAUGUAGUGCCUAGUUAACAUAUAUAGUUAGAUAACUGCUGAACACUGUACAUUUCUAUAUUUGCACCUCAUAAAUGUAUUAAUUUGACAUCAAUUUAUGUUGGAAGGUAAAAACAAUCAUAUAUGGAUGUGGCUGUAAAUACUACAUCAUUCUCCAUCAGCCAGUGUGCUUCUAUAGGACAAAGUGGAAAUAGUAUUUGUGCUUUGUGCUACUAUUUGGCAUUAUAGUGUCCAAUGCACUGCUGAAAUACAUGGGUUGUAUAUAACAAUAUAUUCCACUCAUCUGAAUUUCAUUGAUACACUGUAAGCAGAUGAAUUUCAAGCAGAAAGACAAUAGAUACUGUAUCAGUUGACAAGUCACUUAAAAAAAGGUGAUCUUGCACAAUGUUGCAUGGGCAGAAAUGGCAUACUUUAUCGUGCUACGUUUUUACAGUAGCCAACUGCUCUACAAUACUCCUAUUUCUGAUGAUUUGUCCUAAGUGUGUACUAUAUGAGGAUUAUGAAACUGUAAGACUGACAUACAGUAUUUCUCAACAUGCUCACAAUCUGCCAUUGGCUAGAAAUUAUAUAAAAUAAAUUGCCAAGUUAUAGUCAAAUACUGUAUGGAAAAUUAUAUUACCAUCUAUUAUUCUUUCUAUUCAGCACUUCAAAAAGAACAGUUUUGAAAUGUGUAUCUUGUAUUUUUUGCUAUUGGAUUAAAUGGUGAAUGAAUGAAUAACAUAUGAAUAAACGUUUUUUGCACAAUCAAAUUUUCUGAACAUAAGAUAGGGGGCAUUACAAGUGUUAUCAGUUUAGAGUUUUGUAAUUAGAGUUUAGAAAAUAUACCACAUCUGAAAAAUGUGCCAAAGUGAUUGAAAAAAAACGCAUUUGGAAAGUGUCUCAUAACAGAUCAAAAUUUUGCCUCCAUUGCCAUUACUAUAAUAGAACAGUAGGGGGCAGCAACAGAUAAUGGCGUUCAGAGAACAGGAGUAGACCUGUGUGUGUGUGUGUGUGUGUGUGUGUGUGUGUGUGUGUGUGUGUGUGUGUGUGUGUGUGUGUGUGUGUGUGUGUGCGUGCGUGCUUGGAAGUGUAUGUGUGUGUGUAUGUGUGUGUGUGUGUGUGUGUGUGUGUGUGUGUGUAUGUGGGCAUGUGCGUGCGUGCGCAUGCGUGUGUGCGUGUGUGCUUGAAAGUGUGUGUGUGUGUGCAUGUGCUUGUGUGUGUGUGUGUGUGUGUGCGUGUGCUUGGAAGUGUGUGUGUGUGCAUCCUCUCCAAAGAGACCUGACUGUCUUCGCUUGUUCUAUUACAGUAUCAAUAAGCAGUUACUGCUUACUGCGACCCCAUGCUGUGUCUGAGAAGAGAGGUGGAUCAGGGUUCUACAUGAAAGCUGUGUAUUCAGCUGCCCCCAUCCCAGUGUUGCUAUUGACAGUUAUUGACGGCUAUCUUUCUUAGAGAUGGUCUGUACAGUAGAGAGGACUGUGAUGUCAUUAAUGUGGCGGCCAGUCUCUCAGUAUAAAACCUCUAAUCUAGAGUAGGGGACCUGCUGCCUCCUCCCUCCACUGUGACUGCACUUACCAGUGAGAUAAAUAAAAUAUGUCCCAUGCCCUCUGUUCUCCCUCUCUCUCUCAUGGCUGAGAUGAGAUGCUCCAGUAAUUCUCCCUCAUGUGGAAUAAUGGCCAAGGUGUGCUCUGUAUCACUCUGUAUCCUCUCCCCUCAUCGAUUGUGUCGGGGGGGCUGGGGCUGGUCUAUGCAGCCGUUGGAAUGGGAAUGAUGCUGUGAAUCGGAUGUGAGCUGCUUGUAUGAUAUAACGCUACCACAGUAACUCAGAACUAUAGAUUUGAGAUGAUUCCUGAUAAUAGGACACUCUCAAUCCUUUUGAAAUGGAUACUUCUAGUAUUUUCUAGAAUAAAAAGAUCAGAAUGUAAAUUAGAGAAUUUCUCAAAGAACUCAGUUGUUUUGGAAUUGACUCCAGUCUUGCUCUAACACUCUUUAUGUUUUCUAUGUGAAUCUCUGUCCAUCAACUAGUAGUGUGGUCUGAUAGGCCAGAUAAGGCUCCAAUAUGGGUGAGUGAACACUUCCAGCUGGAUGACCAUAUACUUGUGUGCAGGGUGGCAGGGACAAGGCACAGGGCUUCUUCAGACUUCUUCAUUACUUCAUAACUUAUAAAUCCAUGUUAGUUUUAAUGAGACUUCUUCAUUACUGUAUAAUUUAUAAAGCCAUGCUAAUUUUAAUGAGACUUCUUCAUUACUGUAUAACUUAUAAAGCCCUGCUAGUUUUCAUGAGACUUCUUCAUUACUGUAUAACUUAUAAAGGAAUGUUAGUUUUAAUGAGACUUCUUCAUUACUGUAUAACUUAUAAAGCCAUGCUAGUUUUAAUGAGACUUCUUCAUUACUGUAUAACUUAUAAAGCCAUGCUAGUUUUAAUGAAACCCUAACAGUAGCUCUGAAUGAUCCAAGUGCCCAUGGAUUUCACUUAGCUUGAAGAUGGUCCCCAUUCUCACUCCAUUACUGUUACAGGAGGGGGUCACAGUUCCGGAGCGACCCACUAGGUGUCAUCCUCCGACAAUCUAAAGCACCUCCUCACUCACAGUCUGGACUAAUCAUUAUCCUAUUGGUGUCACCUGUGUAUUUAUGCCCUCACUUCCCUGUGUUCCCUUGCUCUGUUUUCUCUGCUAGUUUUUGAUGCCAAACAGUACUAAUCAGUGUCUGAUCACGAGACGUAUGUACAGGUACUUGAGAAGUUUUCUCCCUGUUUCAUUGUUGUUUUCAGUCGUAGAUUUCAUAUGUUUGCUGUCAGCCUGUUUUUGGAGACCAAUUUGCUCCUCCUUUAUUAUAAGUCUGUUAUUUUGUAUCCUGGUUUUGGGACCACCAGUAAAGAUCCUUGUUUCACCAUCUCUGCCUACUGCCUACUGUCUAUCCUGCACCGCACCUGGGUCACACUUCACACCAACCCUUACACAGUACUGCAAGAAUGAAGGGGGUGUGUGUGUGUGUGUACCUGUGUACCUGUGUGUGUGUGUGUGUGUAUGUGUGUGUGUGUCUUGAUUGACUGUGUAGUCAGUAAGGAUCACAGUUGUGUAACCAGAAAGCAAACUGCACACACUCAACACCACCCUCUGUGUCCCACUCAAAGUAUGUGAGCAGAGUUGAGCGGUUGGAAAUCCCUCUCAUGGCUCACGGAGCAGUGCUCCAGUUUGCUCCAUUCAUUAAAAUCACAAUUUAACCAACACCCAUCUAUUUUUGUGACUACCUGGACCUACCAAUUGGUUUUUAAGUAUUGAAACCAAACCAUAUUGAUUUGUAUAAAAAGCAUUUGAAUAAACAUGAAAAGGUGAAUGUAAGAAGCGAACAUCAUUUCAAAUAGGCUAAAUGCAGUGGUGAUUUUAGCAUGUAAAUCUUGGUGGGGCAAAAAAGAAACAAUGGGAUGCAUGCCAGCAAAGCCACUACACAACACAACACUAAACAAUACAUUAAUUGCACUAUAACGGUGACAAAUGGUGCCCACAAACUGUAAGGGCCUAUAAAAAGCUGUCCCAACAGCAGUCCCAACAUCUUACCACUGCUACACCUGGCUAUCAGCGAAGCCUUGUCUGGCAGCGAAACAGUUCAUUCAGCCUCAUUUACUGCCUUUAAAAAAAACAUAGCUGAUAUGGCUGACUUGCUUAAACAAAUGUGGUUUCUAAUGACAAUGAGAUGUACAAACUAUGGCAUAAGGGGACGACAAGCGGAUAAGAGGCAAUCCGUAAUUUCGAUUAAGACAUUAAUGAGCGAGCUAGGAUGGACGUAGUCAAUAUAACUAUUUGUUUGGCACUUUUGAAAUGUACAGCGACAGAAUUCAGAACAUGGGCCGUUCUUACAGUGUUCUCCCUGUACACCAAGUCAGAACCGUAGGAUAAAUAAAGGGGGCAUAUAAGCAGACAAUGAAAGCUCUUACAAUAUUCGAUGAUUACAUUUCUCUAAAACAGGUUAUAGGCUACAUGUGCACAACCAAGUCAGAACAGUAGGCGAAAUUAAGAGGGGUAAAUAUACCAAAUUAUUAGGGUGAGGCACAUGGGCUACUAACAUCUUACUGCACAACAUACACUUAGUAUUACUUUCUUAGCUACAGUAUACAUAUCUCCCUGACAUAUUACAUUAUUUAUGCAGCAGCAUACAAUACAUUUUUGGACUCACCUUGUUGUGCUGUGCUCACUUGAAUAGGAAGGUGGCGCGGCGGUCCUUCGUUGGCAAAGUUUGUCAUCAAAGAAAGAGAAAGAGUUUCGAGUUGGAUGACACAAUUCCGAGUUGGAUGACCGUUCAAAACGUAUUUUGCCAGUCGGAGAUCGUUUAUUCCCGACUUCCCAGUUGUCUUGAACUCACUGAAGUCAAGUUUCCGCAGUUCAGAGUUAACAGUUGUUUUGAGCGCGGCACAAAUCAUGCUUCAUUGACAGCAUGGCCAAUGUUGAAUGUUUAUUAUUUUAACUGUGGAAAAGAGUCCCUUAGUCCCAGAUUAGGGACCACACAGCCACUCCACGGAAUAGCAGGCUAGUGAUUGCUUUGCAAUGCUUGCAGUUAGCCACUGUCACCGAUUCCUUCCAAACCACUCAUUGUUGAAUUUGCGAUUUCCAACUUGUUGUGUAAUGUUUAUGUCCAAUGACCGAUGAGCACCAAUAUGUUUUAUCUAUAAUUUAUCUUCAUUAUUUCUCUUCAUAUGACAAGGAUUAAAAAGGAUUUGCCAGUAGAUUGUCGACUUGAUUCAUGAUGAUGACUGCUAGCUAAGAUUUUGAAAGUAUGAUGUUGACAUGAUCAGUCCAAUCAAAGCUACUGUAGAUAUAACGUGAUUUUACAUCAUUUAUCUGUGGCCAAUGACCUUGAGCCUUCUUGGAUGGGCACUUCUAAUGUAACUCUAUGGCAGCACGCAAGGGGCUUGAAUUUUCAAGUUCUACCCUUAGACUUGGUAGUGACGUAGUGUCCCCAUGAGUGACAGAACACUGAGCCAAUCACAUAGCAAUGCUCUGUAUUUUCUGCUGGCUUGCCCCACCACCACAGAAAGCACUGAGCUAGGCUGAAACACCUGCAUUUUGGAGCUGCCUUACUCAAGAAAACAAAAAAGAGACCAUGUUUGUAUGCAGCUUUAUUAACUCAAUGAUAUUUAUAUACAUACAUAUAUAUAUAUAUAUAUAUAUAUAUAUAUAUAUCUUUUUACAUUGUUUGCAAACUGAUAUGUGACAGGUAUUAAUGCCAAAAUAACAUGCAAAACAGGCAAGGCCAUUUUUGCAAAAAAUGUGGGGCUCAAAACGAAAAAUGACUUAUUAGUGCCUUUGAAUUCAUUUUUAGAAACACCAGUUUGGCCAGUCUGUGGCUUCAGGCUCAUGCGAUGAUGCCUGGAGAGCCGGCCAGCGGAGAAUAUCCUCUCCACACUUGCAGAGCCACUUGGGAUGCUAAACAACCCUUCUCUUGCCAGGCUGGGCAGAGAUGCAGAGUUGUUUUUUUAUUUUUCUAUACGUAGGCCUAAAGGUUUUUAGGCAAAAUAACCCAAUCAAAACGGAAAGCUCCUUGAAAGUGUGAAUAUGGCCUAUUGGGCCAAAAUCAAUUAUGGCCAUUGUAUAGAUAAUAGAACGAAAAUGAACGAAACUUUAAGAGAUCAGAUUUUUAGUUUAUACAUACUUUGCUACAAUGACACACUUAGUUAUCUACCCACCUUGUUCCUUUCUUUUAGCAUGUGCAUGUAGGCCAUCAUGCUUUUGGGAUAAGUGUGUUUUCAGAUUCCACAAUGAUUCUUUAGUUGUGGACACAUCUUCACCACACUCCCUCUCUUGCUCUUGGUCCUCAUCUUUGUAAGUCACCUUGAUUUUUUAUUAUAUUUUUUCACCUUGAUUUAGCACCUGUGUUUUAUCAGUUUCUUUAUGAAAAUAUUUAGCGAACUGCAUGACAGUAGCUAAAGCAAGGAGCUAUAGCAGCACACAAGUCCUCUGGUCCCACUCAAUACAUAAACACACACAAACUCUCACACACACACACACACACCUGCGAACGAGCACACACACAUACAGUGAGGGAAAAAAGUAUUUGAUCCCCUGCUGAUGUUGUACGUUUGCCCAUUGACAGAGAAAUGAUCAGUCUAUAAUUUUAAUGGUAGGUUUAUUUGAACAAUGAGAGACAGAAUAACAACAACAAAAUCCAGAAAAACGCAUGUCAAAAAUGUUAUAAAUUGAUUUGCAUUUUAAUGAGGGAAAUAAGUAUUUGACCCCUCUGCAAAACAUGACUUAGUCCUAAUGAAUAAAUGAAUGGAUGAAUGAAUUAAAUGAAUUGAGGGGAUUGGAGUUGCAAGCAGGUUGGUUGGCUGCUAGGUGAAAACCCUUUUUGGGUUACUACAUGAUUCCAUAUGUGUUAUUUCAUAGUUUUGAGGUCUUCACUAUUAUUCUACAAUGUAGAAAAUAGUAAAAAUAAGAAAAACCCUUGAAUGAGUAGGUGUGUUCAAACUUUUGACUGGUACUGUAUGUAGUGGUGAUCGAGGCUGUGUACUAUAGGCCAGGUGCUCUUAAGCUCUGUAUCCUUUAAUAGCCUUCCAGUUCCUCCUCUCCAAAGAAAGGUUACUCCUGGGAUGCUUUCCCAUGUGCUUCAAUGGAUACGGGCCUGAAUUCUUUGAAAAAGCCUCCUCUCAAAGUGGGGUCGUAGAACAACUUGGAGGAGUGCACCAUCAAACGUAAACAUUUUGAUUAAUUAUUUAUCUCCUGUUGGUUCCUAGUUAUGUGCUCUGAGUGGGUUUGGGGUAUUUGUAAUCAGUUGGGACAUGGAUGGUAUAGUAGAUUGACUAGAGUAAUGUAGCUCGGCAUGUAACUCAUGGAUUCAAAAGCUGUGUUUGUUCAUCUGGCUGUUAUGGUACAUGUGUUCCAAAAGCAUGCGUUUGGUCCAUUUCUGAGUAGCUGCUCCAGCUUGUUUACAGUAUGUCAUCGAUUAUAUAGUAACAAAACUACAAAUCAACAUGAACACUGUAUUUAGUGCUGCUUUGUUAGUACGUAUUCUUUAAGUAAGUUAGGGUCAAAUGUCAUCGUCCUGCUCGAAGUUAAGUUCUCCAGGGGCAUUCAGGGUGAAGUCAGAGACAGUGCACUUGCAGUGUUGAAUUUACUCCAGUCAGUGACUUGAAACCAUUGACCCAAAACAGAAAACCAUGUUGAGUGGUCCUGAAGAUGUAGACCUAGAAUAUUACUGGAAACAAACGAAAAUAAUGAAGGAAAAAAGCACCCCACACUUAACCCCAAAGACAGGCAGAAGACAGGUUCUUACUUUGUUUUGUCUAAACGUAAGGGUGUUUUUCUAAUAUUCAAGAGCUGAGAGAUGUUUGAAUGAAUCCAGACUCUGUAUCCUCAUAACCAGACCCAUUGGUGACGCAUGGAGGGGGCGCUAAGUGGUAGCCUCCCGUGCAUUCUGACAUCAGAGGCAGUAACUCGAGGCUAACUCUAUAUAUUUUAUAAACAUUGGGGUUUGGAGUUUUGGGGGCAGCUAUGAGGUUUGGUAGAGAGCCGCGACUAAGGCUAAUGCACUGGAUCCCUCUAACAUCACAUUUCCUCGCCCGCAGCACUUUUGGUGAAUUCAACUAAAGCCUUAUACACCCACAGUACUGAAACCUUCACACUAAAGUCACUGUCUAGCCAGGAGCCUGACCUUUAAUGGACUAACACCUAUCCCCCUGAAGUUAACAAAAAGAUAAAGAUAUCCAAGAACUUCCAACAGGUCAGUGUUGGUCACUGAACUUCUCAUAUUGAACUUUCUACAGCACUAGUUGACAUCUGUAUGGAUUCAGUCAAUCAGGAAAAUGUACAUAACAAACAUACAAUUGGUGGCAGGUAUACUAGCGCUUAAAUGCGUUGGGCCAGUAACCGAAAGGUCGCUGGUUUGAAUCUCUGAGCCGACUAGCUGAAAAAUCUGUCAAUGUGCUCUUGAGCAAGGCACUCCUGGAAGUUGGUCUGGAUAAAAGUGUCUACUAAAUGACUAAAAUGUAAUGCAGCAUGAUGACAUAUUUCCCAAAUCUAUACAUCAAUAUGCCAGUAAAAUCGACCCAGGCAGGUUUCAGAUAGGAGUAUAUGACUAAGGCCAAUUGGUCUGGUUGUCCAUGCAAUGUGACCUCUCUCUUCAAAAACCUAUAGUGCCUUCAGAAAGUCUUCACACCCCUUUACUUUUUCCACAUUUGUUGUGAUAUAAAGUGGGAUUCAAAUAGAUUUAAUUGUCAUUUUUUGUCAACGAUCUACACAAAUACUCUGUAAUGUCAAAGUGGAAGAAGAAUUCUAACAUUUGUAGCAAAUGUAUGAAAAAUAAAUCAGUAAUAUAUCUUGAUUAGAUAAGUAUUCAACCCCCUGAGUCAAUAGAAUCACCUUUGGCAGCGUUUACAGAUGUGAAUCGUUCUGGGUAAGUCUCUAAGAGCUUUGCACACCUGGAUUGUACAAUAUUUGCACAUUAUUCUUUUAAAAAUUCUUCAUGCUCUGUCAAGUUGGUUGUUGAUCAUUGCUAGACAGCCAUUUUCAAGUCUUGCAAAAGAUUUUCAAGCUGAUUUAACUCAAAACUGUAACUAGGCCACUUAGGGACAUUACAUUUAGUCUUGGUAAGCAACUCAUGUGUAUAUUUAAUCUUAUGUUUUAGGUUAUUGUACUGCUGAAAGGUGAAUUUGUCUCCCAGUGUCUGGUGGAAAGCAUGUAUGUUCUACGUUCAAGUGUCUUUUCGAAAUAAACACCUCAUUUAUUUAGAGUAUUUUUCAUAAUAUAAGUGACAGGUAGGCGAUACCUCAGUAGCUGCAGAUGUAUUAACUACAACUAAAUUAUCCAACUUUUACAUGCAAAAUGGCACUUUGGGAAUGCUAAGGUACCAGAAGUCAAUAGAGACUCAACAUUAUCAUCGGGGUAGAGAAGGUUGUGAGGUGUGAGUGUGUAUUUUACUUAUUUAUAUAGUUGAUAAAUACAUUUUCCCAAUAUAUUUUAAUAUAUUUCUAUUUUAUUUAAAUAUAUUCCAAUAUGUCAUUUUUCCAUAUGCCUCAUGCAUGGAUAUCUGGAUGUGAAAGCUGCAAUUCAUUAGAGCCUGCAUUGGGCUUCUUAGUCAACAUCUGAUUUGGCAAAGCUGGACACCACAAGCAAAAGGACUCAUCUUGACUUGUUAUUAAUGGACUGUAAAGAGUGCUGAAGAACUGUCAGAAAACAUCAUAAUAACUGUGAAAUGCAGCUCUGUCCAAAUGCCAAAAUUAAUUGGAUAUAAACAUAGGACUAUUUAAACACCAAUCUUUCUCAGACAGUCACAGUACACCACUUCAGCAAAAUUCCUAUCAGAGCCUUAACAUUCAAAUGACGUCUUCUGACUGGUUGAUGUUUGAGAUAGACCCCUCAGCAGCUGUAUCAAUCUGUAUCAAUCUGCCAGUCCCAGGAGCUCCUCUCAUUCAGUCAUUCAGUAUGAGUGAUCAGGUGGGAUGGGCAGUCAUUACCCAAAGGAAAGUUUUAUGGGCCCCGGGUGCACUGCAGCUCCCCAAAUCAAUAGCUGCAGGAGGGAGAGGGUUCGGUAUAGGGUUCUGUCUAUUAUGAUGGAUUGUGCAUAAAUGUUUAUUGCUAUAAUUAUGGAAAAUAACCCUCAAGUGCAGCAGCACAGAUGCACAGGGAGGUGAUGGAGUGAAGCAUCCUGCUUUCAGCUGUGUUUGUGGGCUAUUCUACUGUAGCAAGCCCGUUGCUCUUGUUGUCUCUUGUAAGAGAAUUCAGAGAUGCGUUGGGUUUAAAAUCAUGUUCUACAUUACACUCUUAAUGAGCCCAUGCUUGUACAAACACAGCAGUGCUUUGGAACAGGGGCCUUGUCAGAAUGAGAGAUACAGGAUGCACAAUAACAGUUGGUGGGUAUCAUUAUACCAAGCCACAUUAAGCAUUCACCAGCUUGUUCAUGCCUUUCUAUCUUUCUUCGCCAGUUUAGUAAGUUAAGUCAGUCAUGCAUAAAUAUGAGCUUUGGAAUGACACAAACCCAGAUGAAGGGAGCUCUUUUGAACCUCACAUUUUCAUAGACAGCAGAGAAAGAAAAUCAUAAGAAAACAUUAUAGUUUGAGAAAGAGUCAUUCAGAAAUAGUGACACCGAUGGUUUGCAUUGAAUAAUAUAAGCAGUUUUACCAACCUUCGAAAAAAGGCUUAAGUCAAAAUUGUCAAAUUGACUCUGUAUAGAAGUUACAUUUCAUAUAAGCAUUCCACAAGCAAUUCCAGACUCCUAUUAUAGGUUGAGUGAACAACCAUUGAAACCUAUACUGUGUAUCUACUAAAUUUAGAGGAGACGGUUAGUUAGUGAACCACAUAGUAGACAGGGUUGGUAUCUGUCAACUGAACUUGUUAGGUGACCUUGACAACAAGUGUCCUAAUGUACGACAUUACCGAUUGAAUCAGUGCUAAGUAGAUGACUUAACACUGGAGCCAUGUUUGUGGUAUUGAACUGUGAACAGCACAGCCAACAGUAUCAGACAUCCAAUCAAAUCAAAUAAAGGGAAAGAGAGAGGGGUGGGGGAGAGAGGGAGGGAUAUGGGGUGGAUAGACACCAGAACAGUGAGGGCUAUUGGCAAGUACAGACAGAUGAGGUGGAGAGGACAAAGGAGGGAAAGGAAGUCAAGUGAACAGCAAGAGACUCGUUUUUUUAUUUCAUGUUGGGUUUGAAUUCAUUAGGGCAGGAGUAGAAAAGCAUAAUUGACUGGAAAUGGCUGAGAACUUCUGAACACAGACCCCUUGAUGGGUUGCCUGCUUGCCCUGACACCUGACCCUCAAAGCAGUGUAUUUAUUUUAUUUGUUUAUUUGACAGGGACCAUGUUCUCCAGAUUUUAGUAUCUGCAGUCCCUGCAUGCCUACACUGUUCUAUCAUGUUGAAUCAGAUUGCUGAAACCAAGGCCUCAGACACUAUACAGUUAUACAUCACCAACACACCUCAAUGGAAGACGAACCAGAACAGGAAAAGAGGGAAAAUAACCCAACCAUCAUCGCACCACAUCUCCACUAAUAAAUAUUACACAGCCUUGUCUGUACAAUACAGUGGAAUCUCAGCCUCCUUUAACAUCUGAAUAAUUAAUGCAAUAAAAUCAGUUUUUUCGCUUCCCUCAAACUAUCUUCUUUUCUUGGCCGUACUCAAAGUGGUAGCAAUGGGGAACAGGACUUCAGAGCCAGGCAAAGAGCUGGAAGAUAGUGGAGGAGAAGGGGACUGAAGGAUGUGUGUGUGUGUGUGUGUGUGUGUGUGUGUGUGUGUGUGUGUGUGUGUGUGUGUGUGUGUGUGUGUGUGUGUGUGUGUGUGUGUGUGUGUGUGUGUGUGUGUGUGUGCGCGUGGGUGUGUGUGUGUGUGUGUGGGUGCACGUGCCAGUGUGAGACAGAAAGAGGUCAUUAUAGAAAGAUGUUAGAUAAUACUUGUGGAAAAUAAGUCCAUGAUUCUAAUUCAGUGCUUCUCAAGGCUGACAAUUUGAUUAAUUGCAUAGUCAAGAUCAGACUUAAUGAUGGCAAUGUUUGCUGAUUUCUCUGCUAUUGAGAUAAUUAGAAAGUUCAAAUCAUUACAGAUAUUGAAGGGUUUCUAUGAAAAGUACAAUGAUAAAUUAAUAAUCAUACGGGAUUUGGCAUUUAUAUAUUUUUUGUAAAUGUUGCAUUUCCUUCUAAGAAAUACCAUCAAAUGUUAUCAGUAGGCUACUCUACUAAGAUCACUGUCCUAGUUUUGUAGCCAACAACUCAUCCAGUGGUCCUAAUAACUGUCAACUCAUGGCAAUCCUUCAGGGAAACCGACCAAGGAUGCUUUAAUCAAUUACAUCCUACUCCAUAUCUUUGUGUGGCAAGAACGAUGACAGUAGAUGUACGGUUAUUCUAUCAUGAAAGUCAACUCUAUGCCCUUUAGCAAAAGGGCGUCAAGGAUAAACUACUCACCGCUGCUUUGCCACAUGGACACAUUUCGUCAGAUCAGCACAGAAAAUUAAUGGGCGAGUGGAGGUCCGCUGUCCUGCUCAGGUGCAAUACAGAGGGGACAGGACAGGACAACGCGCGCGGAAAAUUUAAUAAAUUACGUAGUAUCCGCUGUACCAAUCCCCAACCUUUUUUCUCUCAUUUUGGGGAGUCAUUUUUCUUCUUAUUAUUUGUUGGCUGGAAAAGGCCAAACAUUGCAUAAGAAAUGUAACGAGGAUUUUUUAUUUGCAUAAAGAUAUUUGGAGUAAUGUGUUUUGCAUCAUUCUUCAGCGUUCCCCUAUCAAAUGUAGGCUACAUGAUCAAAUAGAGCGGGAAGGAGAAAAUUAACUAGGGAGCGCGGGAAAUAAUUCAGUUGUGCAUAACCAUUAUUGUAUAAGCAUCCAAAUAAACAAAGCAACUUGUAGGACUACUUCAGUAAUCUUCAAAUUGUGCUUGCAAGGACCCAUCCUUUUAACCCUUUUUCGAAGUGAAGACAGAUGGAGAUAAACGUGGGAAAUUGUGAUGGGAAUUUAAUUGAAGGGUUUGGUUUCUUUUAGAUUCGACACGUUUUUUUCAAGGAAAUACGUGCUUUACCGCAGAAUAUCCACAGGGAUGGUCACUUUUGUGGUUUUCAGUGUUAAAGGUACGAAACAAAUGUGCGCUCUGAAGAGUAGCGUACCUGAUGAGAAUUCCAUUCAUCUCCGUUGAAAGUCUAUUAAUCACCUUCAGGCGCCGCUGCCUUUGAGCGUCACGUGGCUGCCACACGAAUGCCCAGAACGAGGGCUGCGCGAACCGGAGGCGCCGGGGACGCGACAUGGGACGAUUCAAAUACUUAUAGAGGUAAGAUUAUAUCCUGCGAGUAGUUUAUUGUUGAAGUAGUUUUGUGUCUUUGCUUUCACACACAUUACACACAAUUAAUUUGGACUAUUGCUUGUGCUCCUGAAGUAGGCUUGGUUAAUUUAGGCCUAUUAUGAAAGCCUAUAUGCUUAAUAUUGUUUAUUGGAUAUUGAGAAAAUGUUGUAUUUCAUGGAUCUCUCAAAUUUUGGUGACUAUGAGCGUUUUUUAAAUAAAUGGACGUGGUCUAAAGGGGAGCGAAGACUGAAGACAGAAGUUUGGAUCAUGAAACUGGAUAGAUAAAGAGAUCCAAUGAGACAGAUAUAGAAAGUGAAAUGUGUCAUGAGAGUGAAAGUGAGACAAUCUGGAAUAUCAUGAUAAUUGAAUACCUACGACAUGUUUUUGAGAAAUUCAGUUCACUGUCGCGUGCUCUGGUCACUGAGCGGCUGUCCAUGGUGCUGAUAUGCUCUCCAUGUAGUUUUGCAGUUGAAUCCUGAGGCAAUUGUAGCCUGUGUGAUUUGUGCAAAUGUUUAGAUUGGCUAAAGUGCGUAGCCUAUGUUUUUUUUUCGGUCGUGAGGGGGAUAGGCAUCUCUGUAUUGGACCCAGCGAUUAUAUGAUGUGAUGUAUGAUGUGAUGUGUUAUGUGAUGUGGAGGUUUUUGCAAUUUUGUUAUCAAUGGGUCAACACUGCAAUUAUUUAGUAUGGUUAGAUGCCUUGUAAAUGUGUUAAACAAAUAAAUAUUUGAACUCUCUCCAAACAAAUAGCAUUCUGUAAGUCUAGGGAAAAUGACAUGGUUAGUUGAUGAUAGAAUACCAAGUCUAAAGGCCUAUCCAUUGACUUUGAGAGUUGGCCCAAUGCCUUUAGAGCCUCAAGAGGUCAUGUCAGACAUUGUUCUCUGAGAAAUCUAUUUCAAUAGAUUUUAACCUGAGAGACAAUAUUCUAAUGCUAUGGUCUAAUGAUAGUCAAUAGAAAGUCCUUUGCACUUCUUGUUUAGGAUGCGGUCAUGGGCGCUGUGUGUGUGUGUGUGUGUGUGUGUGUGUGUGUGUGUAAUGUAACCAAAGUGACAUUCCAUGUAUUUUUUAAUGGAUACAAAAUACACCAGUGAGGUGGAUCAUUAUGUAGAUCUAGAGGACAGUGUGCCAUGGAGAGUUAUAACACACAACCCCAGCUAUCAGAUCUACUGUGUACUGCAAUGUGGAUCAUGAUGAACUUUUGAGUCCUGACUGCAUGUGGAUGGCCAGUGAUUUGUGUAUGAUGGUGAAUCACAGCAGUCAGUGUAAAUGACUCCCUUCCUGCAGGGACACUGAUGCCAGGCCAGGUCGUCAUUGGAACAGAAUGCAAUAUGUUCCGUUAAUUCUAGAUCCUGGGUCUGAGAGAUGUGGCGAGCUGAGCUGCCACACACAGGGAGGACAGGAGAAGUAAUGGUCUGAGUGUUUGUGGUGGCCUCCAUUUUCCUUAUCUGCCACAAGAUAGCUUCAGCUCGGUCAGACAUUUUGCCGUUAGAGAAUACCGUAUCUGUGUGGUCAUCGCGUGAAAUUGUGCAGCUCUUCAUGCAAGCUAGUCUUUCAUAGCCAUUCAGAUGCGAUACCAGCUGAGUAUAUGACUAUCAAACCUAUCACACAUCACUUCUAACUGCUUUAGAAUGGAUCAUUCCAUUAACGUUUUCUGGAGCAGGGGACUUUCAAUAGACCAGUCCAGGUUACUUUCUGCCAUAUUUAUUGGAGGUCUACAGCAUCAAUCAUCUUCUACUUUGGUCUGAUGAUAUAUUCUGCAAUAUUAUUCAUAUUUCUUCUUCUUCUUCUUCUUCUUCUUCUUCUUCUUCUUCUUCUUCUUCUUCUUCUUCUUCUUCUUCUUCUUCUUCUUCUUAUUAUUAUUAUUAUUAUUAUGUGUGACUGGUUGCUUUGGGCUUUGAUUGCGUUUAUUUAGUUGGAGGUGAGAAUCAGUGGAAAAAACAACUAUCUACUUGAAAUUCACUGGAAGCCUUUCUCUGUCUCUGCCUUAGUGUUGAGGUUAUUUCUGGGUUUGAUGUCAUUUCUGCUGUGUAACUCCCAUGCAUUAUUCCAGGAUGGUCCUACACUGAGUGACACGUUCCGUGAACCUUUCCCACAGUACCAAACAUUCUCAGCAGGAAGGAAAGCAAACUAAGAUGGACUCAACCUAUUAGGAGGCUUUUGAUUUAAAAACCAUACAACGUGUGCAUUUAUAGUAUGUGCCGAAGUUCAUUUGUCUUUCUUUUACCAUGUCUCUGCGUAGACCAGUAGAUUCUUUUGAAAUUCAUCAUUACUUGAGCUUGAUUUUCUUUCCAAAACAAGUAAAUCGAGGGCUUUUCAAUUCCCCCUCUAAUGUACAUAUUUCCGUGAAAUAACUUAAGUUAACCUGAUGCUCAGAAGGAAUGUGCAAUUACUGCACUAUGCCCAGGUCCAUUGUUUCAAAGAGUGGAAGUGAUCACUAAAAGCAGCAACAAGAUUCCCAAUGAGGGCUGUUGUCAAGGAUACAAAUCUAUAUAACAGAGAUAGAUUAUAUAUGUUUAAGCACCACUCCCCCCUUCAAUCUGUCCCCCUUUCUCCUUCUAUUCUCUUUUCUCUCCAGAGUGUUGAUGGAGAGGACUUCGAAUGUCAGCCGGGACAGUGGUUAUCUGUGGUGGAAUUCUAGCUACAGUUAUCUUACUGACUAUCGUUGCAGUACUGUGCUACUGUAGGUUGCAGGUAGGCUAUAGUCUUGCCAUGAAGAAUUUGAUUUUGUGAAGUAGCCAUGUUUUGUCUACCUUGGCUGUAAUGAGUGCAUGUAUGCUAAGGUUUUACGGCAACCAGCUUGUUCACUCUGUCACAUGUUUCUCUCUGCUCCAUUGGCAGUAUUAUUGCUGUAAGAGGGAGGAGCCAGAGAGGGAGGAGGAGGAGCAACCGGACCUCACCAUCAUGUCCUCUCUCCCCACACUAGUGCACACGGCUGGUGACUCCGACGUGAUGACCACGCCCCCCUCCGAGCCCAACGGGCCCGCGUUUGUCUACACUCCACCCCUGAUCCGCAAACCAGUGACACGCUCCCAUAGGUUCUGCCCAUCCUGCACACGCUACUCCCUGCCCUUCUACCUGCAGCACCCCUCUGAGAGACUGCAUAACGGUGGUGGCCGCAGCUACAGGACUGUGCAGCAGCAGGAGCUGGACCUGCCCAUGGACCUGGCCAGCUUCAACCACAAGCUCAACCUCAUCCGCUCUGUCACCAUGAGGGAGGUGGUCACCCACAGCCACAGUGUCAGUACCGAUGUGUAG